GUGUGCAUUGUGCAAUGUGUGGUUGGCGACGCAAUUGCCCAAGUCAAAAGCCAGACGAGUGGAGCACCGAGCCAUUGGCCGUCAUUGUGGCUUGAAGCUUGAGGCGCUGCUCCACUUCUCCUUCUCUUCAUCAGCAUAUCAGUAUUCCAUUUCCACUCUCACUUGAUAUAAGUCGAAUAACGUCCCGGAUUGGAAUGCUGUCACCGCGUAGAGGCCUCCGUCGGCUGGUCAUCUUCGGAUCGCUCAUCUUCCUCGGGCCAACCAUUUUCGCCAAAGUCUACUCAUCGUGGAGCGAAAUCUCCAUCAGCAACGCCAAACGCAAACUGGAAUUCGAACGGCUGGAACUUGAGCGGAAACGUCUUCAGGCUCCCGACGCACCCGACAGCGUGCCGAAGGAACGCAGGUGAAUAGGUGCAGGUGAAGUCGCAGUCAGCUGUUGCCUGCUGCCUGGGUGCCUGAAAGUGAACCACAGCGCCACACAGCGCCCGCGAACUUUCGCCGACCCUACUUAUCGAUACCAACUCGUCACUCUCGCUGCCACUUGCCGCUAGCCACUUAGUCACGCGAUUCGCUCUCCGCCUGUACAACAACCUCCGCCCUUACCUUCCCUCACCAUCACCACCGACGCGACCUGCGACACACCUGCGGCCACUCGCCGACGGUCGCCAAAAUGCUGAAAAUAUGGAGCAUGAAGCAGCAGCAGCAGAAGAGCGAGGCUGCUGCUGGCGGGGCGAAGAAGAAGAAGGUGACAGCAGCGCAACUGCGCGUACAGAAAGAUCUGUCGGAACUUUCCCUCGGCUCCACGAUGAAGACGCAUUUCCCGAACCCUGACGACAUCCUCAACUUCACACUCACACUCACACCCGACGAAGGCCUGUACAAAGGCGGUGUUUUCAACUUCUCCUUCGCAAUCAGCCAGAAUUUCCCACACGAGCCACCGAAAGUCAAAUGCAAAGAGAAGAUCUACCAUCCGAACAUCGAUCUUGAGGGCAACGUCUGCCUGAACAUCCUCCGAGAAGACUGGAAACCAGUUCUCAAUCUGAACGCGGUCAUAGUGGGGCUACAGUUCUUGUUCUUGGAGCCGAACGCCAGUGACCCGCUGAACAAGGACGCCGCGAACGACCUCAUGAGCGACCGGGACCGAUUCAAGAGGAAUGUCAGGAGUGCGAUGGCGGGAGGAAGUGUGAAGGGCGAGGCGUUCGAUCGGGUCAUGAAGUGAGAGACAAGACGUACACAUCGGACCUGCAUAUUCAAGCAGCUUCACAAGCAUCAAGAGUAUCGGACGGGAGAAGGCCGGACUGGCACGGUGAGGGCGGGGAGCCCAAGGAGCGGCACAGGCAGUAUUACUGGCCGAGCAGAAGGAGAGAAACUUCACCAGGUCGACGUACAGUGCAUUUUCCAGCGUCAAAGAUUUGCUUCAGUCUGACCGAGAUACCAUAGGAGUAGUCGGGUGCGGGACAGGGUACAUCAUACAUAGAGGACCUGCAUGAGGCACCGAGAUACACCUAG
This is a messenger RNA of Cercospora beticola, 1509 nucleotides long. It is a transcript of the gene UBC12, whose product is annotated as NEDD8-conjugating protein UBC12. The record is from RefSeq and is a predicted model, not a curated record. Lineage: Eukaryota; Fungi; Ascomycota; Dothideomycetes; Mycosphaerellales; Mycosphaerellaceae.